Messenger RNA from Colletotrichum godetiae, 942 nucleotides. RefSeq lists its product as uncharacterized. The record is from RefSeq and is a predicted model, not a curated record. NCBI's taxonomy places the organism in Eukaryota, Fungi, Ascomycota, Sordariomycetes, Glomerellales, Glomerellaceae. Bases 1 to 942 code for a protein of 313 amino acids. The transcript is spliced from 5 exons.
AUGUCUGAGCGUGGCAGGAUGGAGAAGGGAAGGGCGGGCUUAAGCCGUCGAUAUUUUUUGUUCUUUGUCUCUUACUCUUCUCUGGGCUUCAUGCUUCUGGCGGGGACUACCUACUUCAAACCCCUUUGGAGGUUCGUAGUUGGACGUACCUGUACAAUAACGAUUUCCAAGCUUGGGAUUUAUGCCGACGUUGGAAUUCGGGAGCUCGGGACGGUUGGAAGUUUCGCUGGUUUUGGGGUUGCAUUCCAGGUCGGUGUUGAAGAUCUGCGAGGACGGACUAUAGGCGCCGAUCUUCCGGUAGAUGAAGGCACCUCACUGAGCCGUAGUUGGAAUGCCGUCUACCUUAUUGUGUACGGUACUUCAUACGGAUACACUACGAGUGAGACUUUCAGAUGUCAAGCCUCUCUCGGGGCACGGGCAUGGGCACGGUUGAAGCACAAGCCAGAGACACGACAAAGUGGUGAGGAAUCAUCUGGUGGUUUGGGUUCAAGGAAACGUUGCGAUGCGAUUUCCAGGGUCCAAGAAAAAGGUACCUUGGAUUUGCACGGACCAUGGGGACGUGGUACCUACUGCCACCGCCUGGAGCUGGGACUGGCCAGCCUAUGGGACUAUGGGUGCUGCAUCGCUGCUGGUCCGCUUUUCACUGCCCAAAUGGUGAUCGGGUCGACGGGUCCCACGGCCAAGUUACUGGAGACGGGAUGGACACCGCCCAACCACCGCCAAUUGCUGGAUGUUGACGUCGCCCGCGUCGUCGCCUCCUGCCCGGUCCUACGCCUCACGACUCUUGGGCCGCACUCUUUGUCACCUCCCUCGCAUACCUGGCUCAACACUGACGGAUACCUGCUGUCUGAUAUCCAUACGUACGGAGUACGCAACUACCUCACGCACAAAUUGAAACGAAACGAAGUUUGCCUGUCUAGCAUCCCCGACGCUUUUGCAUAG